This is a messenger RNA of Nilaparvata lugens (brown planthopper), 1413 nucleotides long. RefSeq lists its product as uncharacterized. The transcript has 2 exons. The record is from RefSeq and is a predicted model, not a curated record. Bases 100 to 1413 code for a protein of 437 amino acids. NCBI's taxonomy places the organism in Eukaryota, Metazoa, Arthropoda, Insecta, Hemiptera, Delphacidae.
AUCAAGAAUGACCCAGUACCAGUCAUCACCCGGGUCACCGUCUCACAACAGCAACCGCGUCCGGCACACCCUUGCGCGUCAACCACCCAGCCGUCACUCAUGACCGUCUCACUCACAAUGGAUCGAUCGCCUACCCGUCACGCCACCGUAGACCCUGCUAGCGUCGCUAAGUCUCCUUCCAAUGUCACCGAAGACCCCUUGCUCUUCCCGGCUGACAGAGACUCUCCACAGCACCCAGCAGCCGCGCCUCUACUGGCCCGCGAGAGGACAGCAUCACCAGCCGACGAUGAGCGCGUCAUCGACCACCAGCCUGGGGAGGAACAUGCAACUGUGACCCACACGCACCCGCCACCUACCAGGAUCGCUGUCAUGGACGGAGUCACCAACACUGCCCUCGCCGCAGUCGACGACCAGGUCACCAACGCUGACCCAGCCGCAUUCAGCCACCAGGUCACCAACACUGCCCCAGCCGCAGUCAGCCACCAGGUCACCAACACUGACCCAGCCGCCGUCAACCAGCCGGUCACCAACACUGCCCCAGCCGCAGUCAGCCACCAGGUCACCAACACUGCCCUGGCCGCAGUCACCGACAAGGUCACCAACACUGCCGCCCCAGUAGUCAACAACCACAUCACCAGCCCUCCGCCCAGCCAAGCACCGAACCUAGCCGUGAUCCAGAUAGACGGACAGACUCUACCCCGGAUCCCUGUCAUCCUCGCGGGUAAACAACUACACGCUCUACUCGAUUCAGCCGCAACGCACAACUUAGUGAGAGCUGCCCACCUCGACCACGGUACACGGAUCCAACCGCUGAAGCUACCUGUACUGCUGGCCAACCGUCCCACUAGCUGCGAAAUGGCCAUACAAGGACAUCUGGAACUCCAGAUCCAACAGCACAUUCAAAAUAUUCCCUUCCUAGGUCUACCUGACCUAUGCAAAGACAUCAUCUUGGGACGACCAUGGUUUCGGGAGAAUAAGGCAGUGCUUGACUUUGAGCAAGACAGGCUAAUAUACGGCAAGACGCAGCGAGAUACGAUCUUCUGGAUAGCGCAACCACCAGUCUCAGUAGAGAUGGACACUCACCUGGUUGACAAGUUACUAGAAGACACGCCCAGCGACCAGCACCGACAGUUAACAGUAUUACUGCAACAACAUGCAAAAUUGUUCAUGGAGCAGAUGCCACCCUCCAUCACCACGGCCGCCACCAUGACAAUUCAACUCAACAGCUCAGAAAUACGCAGCCAGCGGCCUUACCGAUACUCACGGGAGAAACUGCAAAUUAUUGAGUCCGAAGUUGCCGCCCUCAAGGAACGCAACCUGGUAGAAGCCAGUGAUUCGCCUUACAACUCUCCAAUCGUCGUUGUCCCCAAGAAGGACGGCACAUCACGGUUCUGCAUGAUUACUGAUGGCUGA